Messenger RNA from Stereum hirsutum FP-91666 SS1, 2282 nucleotides. Its product is annotated as MFS quinate transporter QutD. The coding region runs from base 522 to 2147 and encodes 541 amino acids. The record is from RefSeq and is a predicted model, not a curated record. Lineage: Eukaryota; Fungi; Basidiomycota; Agaricomycetes; Russulales; Stereaceae. Gene Ontology annotation, molecular function: carbohydrate:proton symporter activity. Gene Ontology annotation, cellular component: membrane. The transcript is spliced from 10 exons. Gene Ontology annotation, biological process: transmembrane transport; carbohydrate transport.
UUCAAUCGUCUUCAACCUUUAUUUUGCUCUAGAGCUGUCGGACAGAUCCAGCGGCCGUCUGUUCUCUCCGAGUCUAACACGUUCUCUGCUACCGUCAGAUAGGCCCUAUAGGAAGGUCUACGUGCUACCGAUGCUACCUCACUUCAUCUAAGAACAGAACAUGUUGACGUCCAAGUCUUCGAGUACUCUGCCGAUGAAUUUUGCAGCAUCUUUCACUAUGAUCUUGUGGUCUUCUUUCGAGGCCGAGGCAAAUAAGACUUGCCAUUUACGGCCGAAAUUUGCACGAUUUUCCCCGCAUGUGACGAGGAGCGGCCGAUAUGGGGGGAUGACUCCCAGUUUAGAGCACGAGUGACGAUACUUUUCCUCAAAGCAAUCGCUCUUCGAAAAGCCUGAAGUCCCAUUCGCAUACGGAGCUACCAGGUCCUCGCCUUUCUCCCACUCCUCCUUAGCAUUCCCGACGUCGCUCUGCGCCUCAAGUGGUUUCACGACCUGCGUUCGCAUCCUCUACACUAUUUCCGAGGAUGGGACUCAACCUGUUCAACAUAAAGGAAGAUCCCGCUAGACCGAGCCCUCGCGAAAUUUAUAACUGGCGUGUGUACGUAUUGGCGAUCGCGGCUUCGUGGGGAUCUGCAGCCUUUGGUUAUGACUCGGCUUUCAUUGGAGGGACCCUGGGUUUAACGUCGUUCAAGAACGAUUUUGGGAUCGACAGUACGAGUUCGACAGGCUUACAAGCUAGGAUCGUCUCGACGUUCCAAGCUGGAUGUUUCUUCGGCGCUAUCCUAAUAUAUUUUUUCAACGAACUCUAUGGCCGUAGACGCAGCCUACUCCUUGCUGGAACGGUCUUCAACGUCGGUGUUAUACUUCAGUUAUGUUCUGCCCAUCGGAUCGGUAUGCUUUAUGCUGGAAGGGCACUCGCUGGGCUGGGCAUCGGCUCCAGUAGUCUUGUCAUUCCACAGUAUAUCUCGGAAUGCGCGCCAGCAGGCAUCAGAGGUGGCCUCAUUGGCAUGUUUGAAAUUUUAUUGCAAAUCGGCACGGUGUUCGGUUUCUGGAUCAACUACGGCGUAAACAAAAAUAUGGCUGCCACACGCUCACAAUGGCAAAUUCCCGUCGCUAUCCAAUUUAUCCCUAUCAACCUCAUGAUCAUCAUCAUGUACUUUAUGAUCGAAACGCCCCGCUGGUUGGUACUCAAGGGAAGGGAAGAGCAGGCCUUGAAGAACUUGACCUGGUUGCGUCAACUCCCUGCUGACCACUCGUACAUCCAAAACGAAAUGGCUGAAUAUCGUGCUCAACUCGAGCAUGAGAUGCACAUUACCAACGGGACAGGCCUUGGCGCUAUCAUCCGCGAGUCCUUCUCUCCGCAGAUUCGCUCAAGGAUUUUUAUCGGUUGUGGCCUUCAACUUGCGCAGAAUACGACUGGUAUCAAUGCUAUCAACUACUUUAGCCCGAGCAUCUUCGAGGCCAUCGGCUUCUCGGGCACGUCUGUAGGGUUGCUAGCGACAGGAGUGUAUGGGCUCGUAAAGACGGCUUUUUCAACCUUCUCUUUCAUCGUUCUCGUCGACCGGUUCGGACGGCGACCACUACUUCUCAUUGGCUCGGCAGGAUGCAUCUUAUCGCUCUACUACCUCUCCGGCUUCUCGAGUAUUACACACUCUUUCUCCGAUUCAGCCACGGGCGGUCCAGCGAGCAGAGCAGCCAUAGCUAUGAUUUACAUCUACGCUAUGUUCUAUGCUACUUCGUGGAACCUCUCCUGGAUCGUAUGCGCGGAGAUAUUCCCGACACGAGUACGGUCUUUCUGCCUCGUACUCACCACCUGCUGGCAAUGGCUCGGCCAGUUCAUCGUCGUCUAUUCCACACCGUACAUGAUUGAACACAUCACCUACGGCACCUUCCUCUUCUUCGGUUCGUGCACCGUCAUCGCCUUUUUUGCGAUAUGGCUCUUCUUGCCCGAGACGAAGGGAGUGUCGCUGGAGAAUAUGGACUUGUUGUUUGAGAAGCGGGGCUUGGCGUGGGUAAAGAGGAGGGAGUAUGAUGUGGUGAUGGAGGCAAGGAGGAGUGGGACUGUGACGGAAGUGAGCUCGCAGUCGGACGCGUCAGGUGUGGCGGGCGAGCCGGAGAAGGAAGAGAGGAAUCUUGUGGAGAUGGCAUAGGUGCACUCAGUGGUCAAAAGUCGAUCCAGGUGGAGGAUUGUGCAGUGAGCCUGAGGUGCUCCGACAAAAUUGUACGUUACUAUGGAACGAUGCAGCGGUGAGCCGUCGCCGCACAGGAAAUGAACAGGAUUAGGC